CAUUCCACUUUCCUAUACAACAAUAUGAAUAUCUUAGUUAGAAUAUCACAAUAAUUUCACGGUUUUGUAAAUAGUUAACAUUUUAAGGACAAAACCUAAUCGAAACUAAUGCAAAGUUACCAUAGCAACCAUGGCGGAGACGAGAGAGGACACUAAAACCGACGCGGAACUUGUCGAGGAUUUAAAACGCUGUAAUGCAUUGUUACAAGCAGAGAUCGAUUUGUUUGAACGCUAUAUUAGUAACGUUAGGAUGGAUCUACGGGCUGAAUCAGACAUCGCAUCACAGAUGGGAACGAAUGGAGGAAAGAAGACCAGAGUUCAGACUCCAGAGAGACAACAACUGCUCACACUCGAGCAGAAAUGUGCGGUCGCCCAGAAUGUGCACAAACAAUUGAAUGAAGAUCUGAUGAGAUUACAAAGCAAUUCGGAGAGAGUCCUUGACAAUUACAAGGCAACUCUUGAAGAAGCCGAUGUUCACUUGGCAGAGGUUAAAAAAGAAUGUUGCCAGUUUGAUCGUGACAUUGGUAAAGCACUGCGGGACAAGCCGAGUAUGAUGAGGGUUGAGAAGGUUAUCAGAUACAUCGAGGACCGAAUAAAAGCCAAGGACAACCUGAUGGAGAAGUUGGAUCGGCAGAAUGCAGCGCUCCUUGCACACAGGAGAAAACUGCACCUCCAACUAAAAAUACAGGAGAAGAUGGGUAAGGGCCUGACGGCUUUGGACUUUGAACUGCUCAAGAUUGAGAACAUCAGAACUCGGAAGCAACUGGAUGAACAAAACCACAAGCAUAUGGAUCUUAAACUUCUCGCAGGCAAGACGUUGCAGACUAUGAACUCUAUCAAGGAAAACCUUCAGACCUUGACGCAAGAGUCAGAUGUGCUAAGCGGUGACAUUGCUUCACGCAUCAAGUUAAUGGUUAAAAUCGAGGAGGACACCAAGCAAGCAGAAGAGGAGCGAAGCAAAGCAGAGGCUCUGAACAGGAAGUUAAGGGGCCAGUUGGCUGACUUUCAAGUACCACAUUUUCUGAAGUAUAUUGAAGUAAAAGACUCCCACAGUCAGUUGGAGAAGAAUGUAAGAGCAUGGGAACGCAAGGUGGAGAUCGCAGAGAUGGCAUUAAAAACACACACUAAAGCGUGGGACAAGCUUCGAAUGUCGGCAGGAGCCGUGCCAGUGCGUGCAUGAGGAACAACCAUAAUGUCAGAAUUGUGUUUAUUUUAAUGCUAAAUUUCAUCAUGAAACACCAG
This is a messenger RNA of Triplophysa dalaica, 1242 nucleotides long. RefSeq names its product coiled-coil domain containing 113 (gene cfap263). Gene Ontology annotation, biological process: cilium assembly. Gene Ontology annotation, cellular component: axoneme; ciliary basal body. The coding region runs from base 131 to 1180 and encodes 349 amino acids. The record is from RefSeq and is a predicted model, not a curated record. The transcript has 8 exons. NCBI's taxonomy places the organism in Eukaryota, Metazoa, Chordata, Actinopteri, Cypriniformes, Nemacheilidae.